Molecule: messenger RNA, 603 nt
Organism: Zychaea mexicana
Lineage: Eukaryota; Fungi; Mucoromycota; Mucoromycetes; Mucorales; Lichtheimiaceae
Product: thioredoxin-like protein
Exons: 5
Coding region: 1-603 (200 amino acids)
Source: RefSeq, a predicted model, not a curated record
AUGGCUCUCGCUCCCCAAUUUGCUGGUCACCGUCUCGGCUCUGCUGCCGCUCCCCACACUCUUGAAAUUUACUUGGACUACGUGUGUCCAUUUUCUGCAAAAAUAUACAAACGUAUCCGUGAGCAAGUUUGGCCGUUUGUAGAACAAACGUAUCCGAACAAAGUCCAGUUGAUCUUCCGCCAACAAGUCCAGCCAUGGCACGCAUCUUCGACGUUGGUGCAUGAGGCUGCGCUGGCUGUUGAAAAGAUUGACGCUUCCAAGUUUUAUCCUUUCUCGGAUGCCUUGUUUGCUCAUCAAGAAGAAUUUUUUGACAAGCCCGUUGAGAACAAGUCGCGUCGCGAACUUCUUGCCGACUUGGCCAAGAUUGCUGAGUCCGUGGAUGUCUCGGGUGAAAAGUUCACGGGCUUGUUGACCAAUGAACAGGGAGAAUCCAAGAACGCCGGUAAUGCUGUCAGUGCCGACUUGAAGUUGUGUAUCAAGACCGGUCGUCAGAACGGUAUCCACGUCAGUCCCACUGUCUUAUUUGAUGGAUUGCAAGACAACAGCGUUUCCUCGGGCUGGGAGAUGGAUCAGUGGAAGGAGUACUUAAAAAGCAAACUGUAA